Cuscuta europaea is the source of this 4068-nucleotide messenger RNA. Lineage: Eukaryota; Viridiplantae; Streptophyta; Magnoliopsida; Solanales; Convolvulaceae. The record is from the annotation of a GenBank genome assembly.
GGUCCCUUAACCGAAAAACUUGCAGAUACACUAUUCUAUUUGUUGAAAAUUAUGUAAUCACAUUUUUUUUACCUGUUGGUGCAAGUAAGAAAAUGAAAAAUUAUCAGCAACAUCAGAUAAAAAGAAUCUGAUUGCUUCAUUUUAAACGAGUUGGAAAGUGUAUCUACAAGUCUUUCCGUUGAUAGACUUAUUUGCUCAUUUUCUCUUGAAAAAUUGUGUUAUUCAACAACACAUUCAACAACAGACAAUUAAUCCUUGAUUCAUGCCGGAACAUAAUUAAAGGAGUAAAAAAUGUGCGCAGUCAUUGAUGAUUUUGCCCCUACACAAUGCUGUGAGGAGUCAAGCAAUAUACGAAGUGCUGUUCAAUAUACGAAAUUUUGUUCCCGUCCGUUGAAAUUCCUUUAUGAAUAUGCGAAAUUCUGCACGCCAAUCGUUCGACGAAAUAGCCCAAAGUGGUUCAAUGUUUGUCUUGAGAUAUUUUUAGUUUUGAAAUUAUGUGGGUUGUAGUUGACCUUGAUACUGAUUAAAUAAUGCUUUGUUAUAUGAGGCCUUGGUUAUACCCAAAAGUUUAGCUUGAGAAGAUGAUGAACCUUGGGAGUGGUAGAAAAGCUGUCGAGGAUUUGAAUGAGUAUGAACGUUACCAAUCCCAUCAACACCACCAUAAUAAAGCUCAUAACUUUCGUUUUGAAGCUGUUUUGCUUGUUCUCAUAUUUUCAGUUGUUAGCCUUUCAUCUCUAGUGCUUUACAAUUGGGCAGGCUAUAUAGGCAUAUCUCCAAAUCCACUUGGUCAUAAACAUUUCCCGAAUGAGGCCUCUUCCUCAGCCUCCCCUGCCGCCAUUCUUGAUGAUGCAUUCCGAACCACCAAGGAAGGAGAAGAGGAGUUGGAGAAAAUGCUGAAAAAGGCAGCUUCUAUUGAUAGAACUGUUAUUAUCACAACUUUAAACGCAGCAUGGACAUCUCCAAACUCUGUUUUUGAUCUUUUUCUGGAGAGCUUUAGAAUCGGGAACCAAACACACCAUCUUCUGGAUCAUCUACUUGUGGUGGCUUUGGAUCAGACAGCCUAUUCUCGCUGUAUGGAAGUACACUCAUAUUGCUAUGCUCUGCAUACCCAUGAAGUUAACUUUACUGGCGAAGCAAAGUUCAAGAGCACCAAGUAUCUGAAGAUGAUGUGGGCAAGGAUUGACUUCCUAAGACACGUUCUGGAGAAGGGUUACAACUUCGUAUUCUCAGACGCUGACAUAAUGUGGCUUCGGAAUCCAUUUUCGCAGUUCCACCCCGAUUCAGAAUUCCAGAUUGCAUGUGAUCUCUUUAACUCCAAUUCAUCAGACCUGAACAACAUGCCCAAUGGAGGCUUCAAUUAUGUUAAAUCGAGCAGGAGGACAGUCCAGUUCUACAAAUUCUGGUACAGUUCAAAAGAUCUUUACCCAGGCAGUCAUGACCAAGACGUAUUCAACAACAUAAAGUUUCAUCCCUUCAUUACAGAGCUCGGCCUCCAGAUUACCUUCUUGCCGACGGUGUUUUACAGCGGUUUUUGUCAGCUCAGCGAUGACCUCAACCUUGUCAUUACUGUCCAUGCCAACUGUUGCUUCGGGCUGGAAAAAAAGGUCCACGACCUCGGGCUUGUGCUCGAUGUCUGGAGAGAGUAUAUAUCUGAUGUCAAGAGGGUGUCACACCCAAUCUCGUGGGGACUACUACCACAACACUGCUGGGGAAGAAACAUUUCCGCUGCUCCUAUGCAGUAGGAAGAUAAAAGCAAGAGUUUCAGCUAAUCGAAGUCUAGCGGCUAAAACGAUAAGCUUAAAAAUAAUCCCGAUGGGGGGUUUGUGGGAGCUGGAGCCUGUCGUCGGCUGGGUAUUGUUCGGCAAAGGAGGCUAAAGCAAUUGGAAUUAGGGACACUCUAAGUUGGCUUAAGGAGGGAGGUUGGGACAUUCUUGAUAUAGAAUCAGAUGUUUUACAUGUGGUUACGGCUAUUGAAUAGGAGGGUGUUUCUUCUCCGUUGGGGCUUAUUGUUGAUGAUAUAAGAGAUUUGAUGAAAGAAUUGAGGAGUACUUUGUAAUUUUUAAUUUUGUCCGACGGUCUGCGAAAUGUGUAGCUCGCGAGCCUGCUGGAGUGGCAUUUUCUUUUUCUGAUAGCCAUAGUUAGUUUAGUUAUAAGCCCAGUUGAUCUUUUAGUUUGUAAAAGAAUGUUUUCAGUUUCACAGAUAGUAUUAUGCAUUAUGUUGUUUUUAAUACUUGCACGUCAAAGGGAAAACAAUUAAAUUUUUCGUCAUUAUUAUGUGUAAUUGUGAAAUUUGAUAAGAUAAUGCUUUGAAAUAAGCAAAUUGACCAUGACUUUGACUGUGACGAUACGCAACAGAAAGAAUGAAAGCGGCAGGCAGAGUAACGAAUACACUUUGCCAGUUUGCCAUGUAAAAAGAGAAAACUAAUAAGGCUUAGCAAAAAGAGGGAUAUGUCUCCAACACCGGUCAUACAGUUGAUUCAGAUGACGUAAGUUGGACCUUAAUCACAAACUGACGGAUAGCGAAUGAGGCUCUGAUCCAGAUACUUACAGAGGUCUAUGUACUUUAUAUAGCUAAUUCUCGUCAUAGUUGGCGGGAUUCGAACUUAAGACUUAUCUGACACCCUCUUAUCUACUGGUUGAACUACGCGCACCGGCCCACAUAAAAACAAUCACGUAAAGAGGUGAACAAAUAUCUUGGUGGUGCACAAACUUCUUCACUCCUCUUUUUCUUGAAAUUCCCAUAUGCCAAACCCUUGAUAAGGAAGUGAAAGAGUUGGUUUGGCUGAAGUUGUUUUCCCAAUUCUUUUUCAGUUUUAACCGGUUAGACACAGUCUCAUUCUGGGGAAAGAAAAGGAAAGAGAGGGCCUUUGGAAGUGUCAGCUCGCCUAUCUCUAUCACAUUUACACACUAUUUUCUUGAUUCUAUUUGCGAAUUUCAAUUACUCCAUACCUGUCUUGUCUAAAUCAGAAAAGUUUAGAAUUUUUGCAACUGUCAGUUGAUCAGGAAUGUAUUCUUCCUAGGAAUGCUGCAUUAUUUACUACCAGUAGUGUUUAAUCCAAAGCUAGCUAGGUGAUGAUCAUUCAUACAUAAUCUAUACUGAAGUGAUCUUUCUGCUGGAGAAUCCAUGAAAAUGGCGUCGUCUGAGAUCAAUUUAGUGAUGACAGCGAUUGGGUUUGCACUGAGUUCCAUGUUCAUAGUUUAUGUCUGCGCCAGGCUUAUCUGUUCUAGGAUUCGUCUAUACUACACUCGUUCUGAUCAUAGCAUUAUAAAGCGCAGCUGUAAUGGUCUUGAUCCUUUAGUCAUAAGCAGCUUUCCUGUGAAGAAAUACAGUGAUGCUUUUUUUGCCUCCAUUCAAGAUGCUCAAUGCACAAUUUGCUUAGCGGAUUACCAAAGAGAAGACAGCUUACGCAUAUUGCCAUCUUGUGCACAUUACUUCCACCCGGCAUGUAUUGACAUAUGGCUGCAAAACAACUCCACAUGCCCAGUUUGCCGCAUUUCCCUACAAUCACUUUUCCGUAAAGAGCAUUUCAUGGAACCAUUGUUCAGCUCAGCUGUGCGGUCACAACGCCAUUUAUGCUCCAUUUUUGCCUCUUCAAGAACACACAGAAGCCCAAUAAUGGAUCCUGCAGUGCCUGACCAUGGAGAUUUGGCAUCAGUGUGAGAGUACGUACGUAGAAUAUAAUCAAUAUAUGUAGUACCAAGUAUUAGAUUAGCCAAAGCUAAAAGCAAUUGUACUAUCUGAACGUACGUAUGUAUGUAUGUCUUCUUGAGUCGAGUAAGAUCUAUGUUGCACGGAAACGCGAAAAUUAUGAGGAAACAGAAAACGGGAAACGUGUUUGGAGAGUUUCCAAAGAGUUUCCAUAGAGUUUAAUUUCCGAACUCUUUCCCGAGAGUUUCCGUGCUACAUAGGGUAAAAUAUAUGCAUAAUUAAACGGUACUUUACAUUACUUUUAUUCAUGUUAUCAUUGUCGGUGGAAUAUAAAUGGAAUUUCACCCGCUACAUAGGAUUUAGGCUGGAUAUAUGUAUAGUAUUGUUGGUUCAAACUUUAACGUAUAGUUAUGAUACUG